AUGGAUUUCGCGUGGAGCGAUGAUGAGGAAACCGAUGAAGUGUUGAUGGAAGUGUCGCAACAACUGGAGGAAAAGGACAUUGUGGCAUCCCAGCCAAAUGGACUGCCUCCGGAGGCUUACCAUCUCUCUCACUUUGUCUGCACCGGAAAGGACACUCCCAAUGCAUCCUUUCACAGCAUCUCCUUCAUGGAGAACAACGAUUUGGCCCUGAUCAGCAGCAGUAGAAGAGUAAAUGUCGAAGAGUUUGCUGUAUUCAAUCUCACAACUUGUCAGGAUGUGUUCCUGGAGCGGAAUCUCUUCCCAGCGCUAUUCCUAAUGGCCAGGACAACGGCAAUGGAACUGAAGUGUGGGAAAAAACUGCCCAGAGGAGUUCCUGAGUCGAAUUUUGAGAAGAGAAUGCACAUCACUCAUCUUCUGCACUACACAAGAUGUUGCUCUCAUUUGAUCGCUCAGGAGGAGCUGCUGAGGAAUCUGAGAGUCCUGGAGUACAUCCUUGAGGCAGAGAGCUCAAUACCCAGCCAAAAUAUCCUGCCCACCAUUUAUAGCAAUGCCACAUCUGCCACUCAUCACUUCUUCCACGGAUAUCUGGAGUGGCGAUGGCUUCAUCUCACAAUUCUCGUGCGGAAGCAUCAAGAAAACACACUGGAGAGUGACUUCCGGCAGUGCCAGAGUUGGCAGAGGAUCCUCGACGUCGUGAACUUGUACAUUUUCGAUUUGCUGCGAAUUUCCCUCAACAAGUUCAACAGUUUGAAGCUGCAGGACAUUCUUGGCGCCACUCCUUUCUCCUGCACUUGCGUCAGGGAGUCGUGGUUGCUCGUGAUCUCCCUGCUGGAGAUGUUCCGAGAGAGGAUCUCCUUCUGGGAUAUAUUCUCAUCGGCAGUGACCUGUCUCUUCUGUCCCUCGAGCUGCGAGAAGAUCGCAAAAGUGCGCUCUGGUCCGGGAAAGUGUGAGAAUUCGCACAUCUUCACCAUAUGGAUGAUGCUGCAUCUCGUGGGAUUCCAGGAGAAGGGCAUUCCCCAGAGCACCCUGCAGGAUGUGGAUCUGCUGAAUCGAUCCGUGAAGUUCUUCUUCGCCGAAGAUCCAUCUGAGUUGGAAGUGCGCGUGGCAAUCCGCCUCGUGGCGUCACUCAUCCUGGACUCCUGGACGUCGGCAAUUGAUGUGAUUGUGCAGUUUUGGGAGCACUUCCACAAGAAGAUCAACACCAACUUCUACAUUGCCAGCGAUGGCAUGAAUUCGCUGCUGGUGGCGAAUGAUUCCGCGAUGAGUUACUUAAAAGCUGCCCGGCUGCAUUUGGACACGCCCAUCAAGAGUAUUCCGUCCACACAGACCAGCUUCGUGACUUUCUGCCAGAUCAUCGGACACUUCCUGAAGCGAUUCGGCCAGAGUGACUUCAUGAAGAGCUUCCAGAAGAUCACAGGCAGGAUUUUCAUCAAAUUCACCACGAAGAAGUGGCUGUCGAUGAACGAGACGGGCAUUCACAAUCUCAUCAGUCUGCUCGUGAUUCUGGCCAGUGUUGGUGAUGAGAAGAUUGUGGAGAGAGUGGAGAACAUUUGUCUGCUCAUUCCUCUGCAAGAUCUGCCAACUGCCCGACAAUCUGCUGCCUCUAAGGGAUUAAUAGCGCUCCUGAUCCUCGCCUUCAGACACUCUCGACAGUCUCUGUAUCCCAGGAAGCUCAUAAUGAAACUCAAUCUGGAUCGUGAUGGGAAUUCGUGUCUGGAGAGCGUGACAAAAGUCUUUGCCCAUGGAAUGUGUGAUAUUUUCACAGAGUCUGAACACUUUAGCAGCAAGGAACACAUCCUGGUGACUCCGUGGCUGCCGAAGUAUCUGAAAUCCUGUUCGGAGAAUGACAGAGAAUUCCUCCUGAACCAGCUGAACAAGGCGCUGGUGAAGAUUCAACAUAUCCUGUCCAGAGGCGAUGAAUCUGAGAGUCUUCAAGAGUUGCUUCGUGUCUUCUUCUAUCGCGUCCUUCCCUACGUCAAGGAGGAGUAUGAGAACAGUGAGGGUGUCCUGUGGCUACCUGAACUCACAGGGAAUUUGUGUCUCGCCGCAUCGGGUCAGAAUGGACUGCCCAAGAUUGAGGAUCUCUUCUGCAGCUUCAUGGAGAUGAACUGCAAGAACACCAAAUGCUUAUUCACACUCUUCUCCAUGAUCGCCACGUCGGACAAGGUGUCAGCGGUGAAUCCCAGUCUCCUGAUCCAUCACUGGAUUCGCUGCAUGAUCUUCUGCUCAUCCGCCUCGAGUGAGGAUCUUCGCCAGGCCACAGAAGCCAUCGCUUCGCUACCUGAACUCCAGGAAGUCUGCGCGAUCAGUCGGGAGGAAUUUCUGGCAUCCAGAGAACCCUUCUACGCCUUUCUCUUCGGCAUUGGGCAGAAAUACCAGCAACUCGAUGAUCUUCACGUGCUUCGCGAUCAGAUGGCGCUGUCGAAUAAGUUUCACAACUACAUCAAGUCCUUCGAAAAGUGGGCGCUUCAAGGACUCGACACUCAAGAGGGCGCCAACAAUGUCUAUCGGACAAUAGCCGUAAUCGUCCUGCACUGCCCACAAAUAGUGUAUGUGAAGAUGAAGUCAGACUGUUUCCUAAAGAUUGUGGUGUCGGAAUUCAUCCUUCCGGCGUCACUGAAGCUCGGCAAAACGCAAUCGAUCAACGUGAUUAAGGCUAUGAUGAAGAUCUUCCCGGUAUUUCUUGAGGGAAUUGCCAAGCUGGACUUCAAGAGUGAUUCAUAUCUGACAUUUGUGAUCUCUAAUAUGAUUCUGCACUGGAUUCCACAAUUCAAGACUGCCACAAAUGCCCACUUAGCCGCCAAGCCUCUGGUCAAGUGCUUCUCGUCGAAAUCUCAGGAUAUGAGUCGCUUCAUUCUCGAGAAGUAUUGCGAGUGUUUCUUGCCACAAACACCGCGCAAAGGCACUUCGCACGCUUCUCUGGCCAUCAAUGUGCUCAAGGAGAUCUUCAGCCAAACCAGCAGCUCCGAAGGAAUCUUCCAGUUGCUGCUCGAAGUCACGUGCGUUCCUCUGAUGGAUCACGUGCUGAUGUGUGAUGAGUUCGCGCCUGGAAAGAAAUUGGUUCUCGAACUGCUGGAGUUUGUCUUCAAGAGCGAAGCAUACAAGAAAGAGGCGAAAUAUCGUCAGAUGAUCGUGGAGAACCUCAAGAGACUCACAACCACUAAACUAUCCUUUCAAACUUCUGCCUAUUUUUUAUUCAUGCUGAAAAUGGCCACAGUGAAUCCAAUGGCUGUGCAGGACUUGCUUCCCUUCCUCAAGGAUCAGAUCAUUGAUGUGGAGUUUCGACGCGGUUCCGGACGCGAUGCGCGCCUUCGUCAGCAGCUGAACAGCUUGGAAGACGCCGUGAUGGCGAAGAAAGGCAAUUGUUAGUCUCAAUGGGUAAAUUUAUUGUUUUUAUUCCUCUUCCUCUCAAAUUCCACUACAAAAAAAAACACUUAACAUGAUUUAAAGACAAUAAAUACGAUAGAAUUGUAGUGUGAAAGGUCAAUUCCCAAAAAACGGAGAACCAUCAUUUCAGAAAGUUAAGGAGCUACAUUUUUAUGAAAUUUGCAUUAUUGUGCUCACUUUGUUGAUUUCUACUUGUUAAACCUACUGAAAAAAUUCAUUUAUCUACCUAAAAAUAUUGCAUUCAACAAUUAUUGAUGUGGACGAAAACACGGUUAAAGUUCACUGUGGAUUUAAUUUCACAGUUAAACCUUAAGCGCCGCCCUUUUCAAAUCACUGGGUUUAUCUACAAGUCGUUGCUCUUAAUUUUAUUGUUCUUUGAAUUAGAGAAAGCUCAGUGAAUCUCCUUUGAUUUGCUCGUUCUGAUCGAGGAAAAAGCUUAACACCAUUUAUUUUUUUCUUUCUUCUUCAUCAUCAAUUUGAUGCG
Phlebotomus argentipes is the source of this 3871-nucleotide messenger RNA. Its product is annotated as protein MMS22-like. Bases 1 to 3369 code for a protein of 1122 amino acids. Gene Ontology annotation, biological process: replication fork processing; double-strand break repair via homologous recombination. The record is from RefSeq and is a predicted model, not a curated record. Gene Ontology annotation, cellular component: nuclear replication fork. NCBI's taxonomy places the organism in Eukaryota, Metazoa, Arthropoda, Insecta, Diptera, Psychodidae. The transcript is spliced from 3 exons.